Messenger RNA from Limulus polyphemus (Atlantic horseshoe crab), 4875 nucleotides. RefSeq lists its product as uncharacterized. The record is from RefSeq and is a predicted model, not a curated record. Lineage: Eukaryota; Metazoa; Arthropoda; Merostomata; Xiphosura; Limulidae. Gene Ontology annotation, biological process: signal transduction. The transcript has 13 exons. Gene Ontology annotation, cellular component: cytoplasm. The coding region runs from base 144 to 1220 and encodes 358 amino acids.
UGAUUCUAACGAAAGAGAGGGAGCAUACUCGGCGAGAGAAGUUAAAGGUGAUUGCUUUUGACUUGAUGCGGAUAAAGUUUUAUAUCCAGCCCUUUUAUCAGUGAAUAGAAUACUAUUUUCUUAGACCAGAACAACGAAUAUUCAUGAUGUCGGAGGCUGAGAAUUCUUGUGUGACGAAAGGGAUGGAUGAAAAGAGAUAUGAAAUACUGACUCAGAACUGUGGAAAACUGGCGGUAUACGUACAGGGAGACAUAGAGAAAAUGGACAGCAAAGCAGUUUUCCUUACAGUCCAUGACAUAGGCAGCAACCAUUCCUCUUUCCAUACCUUUGUGGAACAUGCGUGCAUGACUGAAAUUAAACAGCGGUCCAUUUUCAUCCAUGUUGACGUGCCAGGACAAGAGGACAAUGCUCCUGAUUUGCCUGUCGACUUCCAUUUCCCGACUAUUCAGAUGUUGGGUGAAGACUUAGUAGCUGUACUAGACCACUUAAAGAUAAAGUUUGUUGUCGGACUUGGUGAAGGAGCUGGUGCCAACAUACUGGUUAGAUUUGCGCUGGCUCAUCCUGCGAGAGUAUUGGGACUGGUUCUAAUCCAUUGUGUGUCUACAGGAGUUGGGAUGAUGGAAUAUUUCAAGGACAAGAUUCUGAACUGGAAACUGCAGAGUGUUGGAAUGAAUCCUUCAGCUGAGCAGUACCUCGUUCUACACAAGUUUGGAACGCAACUGGAGAUGGUUGACAAUAAAGAAAAGCUAAUUCAGGACUACGUAGAGAAUUUGAAAAAGAGAAUAAACGCUCGCAACCUGAAACGUUAUGUUGAAGCCUACAUGAACCGGAAAGACAUAUCGAUUGCCAUUGAAAACAACCUUAAAACCAUGGACGUGAUGCUAGUGACGGGGACAAAAUCAGCCCACGUGCAAGCCGUCCAUACCAUGCUUGCACGCAUGAAUAAACAGAAAACAACUUUUAUGAAGUUCGAUCGCGUCGGCGACGUUGUUCAGGAGGCUCCUGAAAAGUUAGCCCAAAACCUGUUGUUAUUUGUGAAAGGUCUGGGACUGUUGACAUCAGUAACUUUACCUGGGGUUGAUCGACAAAGAAACCUUCCCCCAGUGGAGCACAAGACUCUGGGAGCAGUUGGUCGGAGGCGAACAUUAUCCAUGGUAGACUAUGACAUGCCUCGUCCCAGAAGAACGUCUCUCACCAUUACUUCCCUUGCGGAAAAGUGAAAAGUUUAAUUUAUCAAUGUUAAAGGCACUAUACUGUUAUGGUUAACUGUGGUUUAUUGUGACUGGUGCCGUCUAAUGAACUCUUAGUAACAUCUAAUAUUUACUUAUCGUAAAAAAUAAAGUCAAUAAAGAACUCAACCAAAGUAUUAUCAAAUAGCUAAAACUUUGAAUUUUUCUUUUUCACUGAAAGAGUCCUAAUUGAAUGUGUAAUUAUCUUCAGUAUUUCAUAGAUGGCGCCUAUCGUGAUUUACCAAAGAUUAUAAGGCUUUAGUGCUAUUGCAAAGACGCCUACCUCUUCGUCUAUGAAGGGGUGGAUUAGAUUCCAUUGGAAUAUAUAAAAAAAUCUAUAACUUAAUGAUUGCAUUGCUAUUCAGAUAUCAUAAUUUACGUUUCUAUGAAUUUUUGAACAAAUAUUCGAGUAGAUAAAAUAAAAUAAUAUAUUAUGAAGCUGAUAGUCGACAUAAAACGUAAAUAAUAAUAAUCGUCUGUAAUCGCUUUGUGGGUUUCCUGUGAUUCUUCCAUAGGUUAGUGUCCGAAUUUUUAUCUUAUGUAUUCGCAAUCGAUGAUUAAUCUAUAUUUCAACCACAAAAUAGUAAUUGAUCAAACAAGGUGUUCACUUGCGUUAAACUUGAAAACUUAUGAAUUCUGUUAAUAAAAGUGUCAAUAUAUAUUCAGAUAACUUCACAAACUUUAUUUUUAACCCUUCCCCUUCAGUAAGUUUUUUAAAAAAAUUAAACAAAAAGCGCAAUACUGUAUAUGUGGAAUAUAAAAUAUUGAAAUUAGUUAAUUCAAUACCUGUGUCACAUUAAGAAGUAUUUGGAUGGAUAAUAAAGAUUCCGUCUACGUCUUUUAUUAUAUAAUUUUGACUAGUCAGUAGUAUGUAGUUUUUUCUGUGGUUGAACGUUUUGAUUGGUUGUUCCAAAAGUAUCAGAAAUUGCUACAUUUAUUCUCGUUUAUUGACAAAUGUUUUAUUCAACUUGUUUAAACGUUAUACGUAUGUAUAAUUAACAAAAUAUUAUCACUGGGGCAGGCUUAACUUUCUAGUUGCGUUUUUUAUUUGUACUAUCUUUUCUUGUUGUUCUUAAUUUACUCGAAAUAUCAUUUUAGGAAACUCCACAUCCGGCUAAGUGAAAAUAUCGUGUAAUCUAUUAGAAUGCACACACACAUAUAUAUUAUGUUGGUAAGGUUCUGUAGUACUUCAAAAAAUAAUAAUAUUCACACACAAAAUAAUUUGUCUAAAGUUGUAUGCUUACGUAUUAAGCUUUUCGAAGGAAUCGAACCAGGCAUACAAUUAUAACAAAUCAAUUGUAAUUUGAUGAUACUUAUUUUACCCGAAUAUACUGUCAUUAUAAUUCGAAAUAAAAUUAUGUUAAUAUUUACUACUAUAAAUGUGGCUGGUGCAUUACCAUUGUAACCCAAAAAUAAAUCUGACCGGAAGUUAAUAUUAAUACCACUAAGUCCCACAAACUUCGUAGGAUUUGUAAUGUGGCGGAAAAACUCACUUCAAUUCUCACCAGAGGAAUUCUUAUUCUCCUUCAAAGUUUACUGUUCUAUUAACUAGAAGUUGUUGUGUAUUGCUGUAAAUAUCUGCCACAUAACUGUAGAAAUUCUCCACCGUUAAACUAGGAGACUUUGAUUAACUUUUCUUAAAAACGUAGAUUCGCUUCUCUGUAUAUUAGCACAAACUGUUAUAUUAUUAAAUAAGACAAGCAUGUAUACCGUUCAUUUGUAUAUGUACGCACGUUCUAAUAAUCUGAAUUACAUAUAACUUCAAAGCGUUUAAUUGUGGCAUUAUUUCAACCUUUUUGCAGCUUCAUUUUACAAGGUUUACCCCCAUUGUAACUGUUGUUGAUUAUUGUUCCUUUAGAAGUAUUUACAGCUUUAUUUAUUGUUUAUAGGUAUUUCUAUCGAACAUUUUACAGAUUUACCUAUUAUUAAUAUUUGGCUGUCUGUAGCAUUUUAUACCGACAGAUUCGUGUAUCUGCGUUAUCUCUUUGCAUCUUUUACGCAUACAUACUCCAUUAUCAUCUUGUUCACACUCUAUCAGUCAUUACACACAUACGUUCUUUAGUAUUUCUCUUUAUAUCUAUCAGCUAAUAUACUUUGUAUUCUAUAAUAUAUUAAUUUUAAAAACGCUUCGUAACCGCUCGCCACCUCAAAAAUUAUCUGCUACGUCAGUGUGAUGCAAGUAUUUUAAGUAUAAGCCAUUGUAAAUUAUUUUUUGGCAUGCGAAAGUUCUUCCUAGUUACCAGUGAUGUUCUACUUAUGUUUGAUUCGUUUUUUUUUUUUAUGCUCGUCUUCUUUAUUUAUUACACAAUCUUAGUGUAAACUUGAGCUUUCCGGUUUAAAACAUUAAACUGUUAUAAUUUUAUUUAUUCAGUUAUUUUUUGAAACGUAACAUGCAGCCUAGUUAUAUGCCAUUCUUCUACGUACAAAACCUUUUUUUAUAUAAAAAAUAUCAAAGUAAAUCCGAAAUGUUAAGCAAAACGUUACUACUUUAUCUUCCUCUGUUAUUUGUAUCUAUACAAUUAUCAGUAUAAUAAAGUGUUGAAGAAAAAAUAACAAAGAGAGACAGAGAUAUAAAAAUGACCUGGCACAUUACGCAAUGAUGUUCAUUCUUUUCUUUCAAUUUAAAACGCUAUUUCUAUUGCGAACAUAGUUUUGUUGACCGAUACUGUAGAAAAUACACUUCAAUCAUGUGUGUUAGUAAGCUUUACUAACUCAAUUCUUUGAAUAAAACUAUACAAAUCUACAUUAAUAACAACAACAACAAAACCUGUGUACAUUAUAUUUACCAUAUUCUAGGAUUUUCAAACUGGUAUACGAUACAAUGUCAGUGUAUAUUUCUCUACGUCUCUGUUACACAUUUCAUUGGCGUAUUUACAGUUACUGUAUGAUCAUCUAUAAUGACAUAAAAAUACAUACAUUACCUUUAGAUUUAAGAAGAAAAGAAAAAAAAUAACAUUAAGUACUUGAACCAAAACUGUAGCGGAUAUUUCGUCAUAAGAUAUAAAGAAUUAUUAAAUUUAUAAUAAUAAUAAUAAACGAAAGAGGGCAGCAGUUCACAGCACAUUUUUCUUCAGUAUAGUCCUAGAUUUCAAGUUUCGUGAACGAGAAAAUCGUUUUAAGGUUUAUCUUGUGCAAUACUUUGCUGUUGUAAGUGACAAUGAAAUCUGAAUGUUUAAUAAUAAUUUAUGUAUGAUGUCGGUAUAUAUGUAAUGACCUAGCACUGAUUUACUGAAGCACUAGAAAUAAUUUAUAGUCAAACCACUUGUCUAGUAACAGACGAGAAUUUAAGUACAUGUUUUCAAUGCCAAACGAAUUAUUAUCGAUUUUUCGAAUCUACCUAUAUGGUAAUAUAGUAUGCGAGCAAUCGUAUUAUUCUGACUUAAUCUUCAGAAAAUGGAGUUCAUUACUAAGGUAUUCUUUUGAAACGAAAGUAGUAGUUUUUUUCUAUAGAUGUUUCACUGGGUACCUAUAAGUCUAAUUGUGAUGUGUGAAAACUGUGUAUUAGUAGAGACGAUUUGGUGUGAAUAAAUAUUGCUGCUUGAAUACGUUAGUUUUCGCCACUAACAGGUAGACAAACAAUACUGUUGUACUACUGUUUUCAUGUCAUUUAGUGUAGUAAAUCACAAAUAAUAAACAUGUUAUCUUA